AUGAAGCUCCACACGAAGUUUAACCGUGGAAAAAUGUUUCAACAAGUUAAGUCCGUUGCCAACCAUAAUGGCUACGGUAAAGAUGUUAAAUUUAAAGUUCUGUCCCGUACGUGUGGAACCAGGUUUAGUACGUCGCAGUACAGUGAGUUCCUCAAACUCUCUGAGAGCCUUCUUCUGUAUAUCGAUACAUUCAGAAAGUAUGGCUACGAUGAGGAUGACGAGUACGAAAUCACAGGAAAAGACUUUGUGGUGGAUCUUCUUGCUUUGACAGAUCUUAUGAGUCCAAUGGUCGACUUACUAGUCAGUCUUCAAUGUUUGUCCGUCCCAUCGUGGAAAAUCUGCCUUUGGUGGUCAAAAGUCAGACAACGUAUCCAGAAAUGUAUUCCAAUUUCAUUUGAUUCUCCUGACCUUCCAUUGACAUCAAAUAAUAUAAGAGAUAUCAAGAAAGGGAAAUUUAAGGGAACAAAAGUUGUACCUGGAUGGCUCAAAUUUGAGAAGAAUGUCUUUGAAGAAGUGUCUGAUGGGAAGAAAACUACAACAACUAAAUGGCGUGCUCGAGAUCUUAAGGUCUGCCGAGUGGACUUGGAGGUUUUUCGUGUCGCAAUGAUUAAGUCAAUUGAUCUUCGAUUUUCUGGUAAAUCUGUUAAACGUAUGCAGAAGCAAAUUGUAGCAGUUGACCUUGACGAGCUAAUUUCAUUGUGUUGCGGUCACAAAAAUCUAACUGCCGUUGUCGUUGAUGAGGUAAAGUUUGAAAACUAUGGAAAGCAAGAAUUCCUGUCCUUCUGGACCUAUAUUUGCAGUCUUCCUCACAUCAAGAAUUUAUAUGGAUUGUUCAAAGGGGAACUCAGUCACAUUGUGCACCGCAACGUCAAACAAGCCCUUAAAUCGAUUAUUUGGGAGAAAAAGUACCGCGAAAUCAUGAAGCAAUGGUUCAAUGUUCUCCCUGAUAAUGAUGGGCAGAAUGAUGGAAUUGCUAAUGAACCCCUUUGUGAUUUUUCCAUUCUUGAUGAUACGGAAGCUCGCGCUUGUCUUGAACUUGGUGGAAAUUGUCUCCCAUUACAGAAUGUCUAUAGAAUGGAGUUCCAAAACGGUAAUUAUUCGUGUUGAUUAACCAUAAUAGCUUUUUGAAUAUAUGUGAAUAUAUUUUUUAUUUAUUCCUUGUUCAGGAAAGAUAGCUUUGACUGUGGUUAACGAAGACAAAAUGUAUGAGACCAUAUACACAAAUGAAACGGUCUAUUCACUUAUUGAGCCCGAGGGAUGCAUUGCUGUGGACAUUUCUCUUGGUAAGGGAGGCACUGAGGCUGUAGUGGAAAGCGUGUAUUCCGCUAUGGGAUCGCAGAAUCAAUUGGGCCCAAUUUCGAAUGAAACCUUAACAUUGAGGUACAGUUCAACAAACUUAGUUUGAAAGAUUAAGCAUUCGUAAAUUAAGUGUAAGAUUAUUAACUUACUUACUGCGUGAUUAUUAAACAAAUAAACAGCUACUUAACAUCCAAAUACAAUUUAAUUUUUGAAGGACAAAAAUUAACUGGUGCAUGCCAACCGCAUUGACGGCCGAGCGAGCAGUGAAGGAAAUUGCGAACAUAUACAUCAAAGGCGACAAAGAAAAGGGGCUAAAGGCCCACAUUUUGCCUGUUAUUCAGAGCGCUGUUCGUGGAAAUCGGUGA
Messenger RNA from Paramuricea clavata, 1664 nucleotides. The record is from the annotation of a GenBank genome assembly. NCBI's taxonomy places the organism in Eukaryota, Metazoa, Cnidaria, Anthozoa, Malacalcyonacea, Plexauridae.